This is a messenger RNA of Penicillium lagena, 858 nucleotides long. RefSeq names its product putative calcineurin binding protein (gene cbpA). The record is from RefSeq and is a predicted model, not a curated record. Gene Ontology annotation, biological process: calcium-mediated signaling. Gene Ontology annotation, molecular function: calcium-dependent protein serine/threonine phosphatase regulator activity; nucleic acid binding. Gene Ontology annotation, cellular component: nucleus; cytoplasm. Bases 1 to 858 code for a protein of 285 amino acids. NCBI's taxonomy places the organism in Eukaryota, Fungi, Ascomycota, Eurotiomycetes, Eurotiales, Aspergillaceae. The transcript has a single exon.
AUGGGACUUCACUCGCCUCCCACACUCCCCUCCUCUCCCUCCAUCACCAUGAGUCGCUCCUCGUCUCGCCCAUCUCUCUCCCUAGACCUCUCCAAUCUCCCAUCGCUCUCGCAGCCAUCACCACCAUCCAACACCCUCCUCAUCACCGAGCUGCACGAUCUACACCUCUUCCAGCCCUCCGCCCUCGACGCCAUCCGCUCCCAGCUCACAGCCGUGGCGCCACUGAACUCCUUCUCCCCACUGCCCUCCCUGCGUCGCAUCGUCUGCUCCUUCCACUCCGACGACGACGCAGUCGCCACCCGCAAGAUGCUAGAGGGAAACCGGCUCCUGGGCCGCGUGCGUCCGCGCAUCUACUUCGGCGAGCAUACCCCCAUUCUCUCGGCUGAGGAGGCCCGCCGUCCCAAGCUGCUCGAGGCGCCCCAGCCCGAUAAGAUGUUCUUUAUCUCGCCCCCGCCCAGCCCACCGCACGGCUGGGUUAUGCGCAAUGAGGAGCCGCCGAACAAGGAGGUACAUGCUCAUGACCUCGCCCAUGCGCUGUCUAUGCUCAAGACCGAUCACGCGCCGCAGGCCCCAGAGCCCAUGGCUGUGGAUCCUGCUACCCCGGUGUCUAUCUCCUCGGACAAGCGCACGGGCAGUUGGCCGCUGGCUGGUGAGCAGCGCCGCAGCAGGAGCAGCACGCUGAUCUAUCAUCCUGAAGAUCACGGCGGCAGCCCCGGCUUGCCUGCCGUGCUGGUUGAGGAUACCACUGUGGUAGGCGAUGAUGACGAGGAUGUGGACAUGGAACUGAGCCCCAUCGACAUGACUGUCAAGAAGAUGCCGCCCAAGACUUCCCGGCCACCGGUCGAGUUGAUGGAGUAA